This is a messenger RNA of Anguilla anguilla (European eel), 6517 nucleotides long. Its product is annotated as solute carrier family 35 member E1-like. Gene Ontology annotation, molecular function: antiporter activity. The transcript is spliced from 6 exons. The record is from RefSeq and is a predicted model, not a curated record. NCBI's taxonomy places the organism in Eukaryota, Metazoa, Chordata, Actinopteri, Anguilliformes, Anguillidae. Gene Ontology annotation, cellular component: Golgi apparatus. Bases 50 to 1195 code for a protein of 381 amino acids.
GUUAUACGUGUACUCCCUGGUCCUGCUGCCGGUGGCUCUAAAUUGGAAGAUGGCUGCGGUGGAGCGUGCGCCUGUUAAGGAAGGAGUCCGGAUAGCGUUGCUUUGUCUAUGUUGGUAUACUGUCAGCUCUGGGGGAAAUGUCAUCAACAAAAUAAUUUUAAAUGGAUUUCCUCAUCCUGUCACCGUCUCGCUCUUCCACAUUUUAUCCAUUGUCGUCUUUCUCCCACCUUUACUGCGGGCAUGGGGAGUCCCUAAAACUGAACUGCCUGGCAAAUACUACCGUUGGUAUAUUCUGCCUUUAGCUUUUGGAAAAUACUUUGCGUCUGUGUCAGCUCACUUCAGCAUAUGGAAGGUUCCAGUGUCCUACGCUCACACAGUCAAAGCCACAAUGCCAAUAUGGGUCGUCUUGUUGUCACGAAUCAUCAUGAAGGAGAAGCAAACAACAAAGGUGUAUGUAUCUCUCAUCCCCAUAAUCGGGGGUGUGCUGCUGGCCACCAUCACUGAGUUGUCCUUUGAUGUCUCUGGGCUGAUCAGUGCCCUUGCUGCCACCCUCUGCUUCUCUUUGCAAAACAUAUUCUCCAAAAAGGUGUUGCGAGACACACGUAUUCACCACCUGCAACUUCUCAAUGCACUUGGAUUCAAUGCUGUGCUGUUCAUGGUGCCCACCUGGGUACUGGUUGACUUACCUGCAUUUCUUGUGGAUGGAGACUUGACAGAAGUGUCCAGUUGGUCUGUAACCGUCCUGCUCCUCCUGGUGAGCGGCUUCUGCAACUUUGCCCAGAAUGUGAUUGCCUUCAGCGUGCUGAACCUGGUCAGCCCCCUCAGUUAUGCCGUGGCCAAUGCAACCAAGAGGAUCAUGGUCAUUAGCAUUUCCCUCCUCAUGCUGCGCAACCCCGUUAGCUCCACCAACUUGCUGGGCAUGCUGACGGCCAUCCUGGGCGUCUUCUGCUACAACAAGGCUAAGUAUGAUGCGAACCAGGAGGCCAAGAAGAAGCUGCUUCCAGUUUCCAAGCAGGACAUGAUGUCUUUCGACCAUGUAAGCGUGGGGUUGGAGAAGACGCAGCCCAACGGUAUGGUGCCUUUCCCGCAGGGUUCAGACAUUCAGUACGGCCGGAGUAACGUUCUCACCGACCACUUCCAGUACAGCCGACAGGCCUAUACGAUGGGCUACGGAUCCAACCAGUACGACGUCUAGGCUGGACCUGUGCCGGGUUGUUGAGACUGUUAAAUUACCGGUUUCCUUUAUGUGCAAAUUGUCUCCAGUGCUGUCCAAAUCUGCUAUGGCAGAAACAGAGGGGAGAAUGCUGAGGUUCUGCGGAAACCAAGGGAACAGAACUGUACUGAUGUGAGAAAAGCCGUUUGUCUCUAUGAGCACUUUGUCAGAUUCACCUGCCCUCAGAUUCUUCUUUUUUUUUGGCAUUUAAAAACAAAAAAGCAUUAGAUUUACUAUUGAAAUUUUCUGUUCGCUUUUUUGUUCCACAGAAAUGUUCUCUAUUUGCUGCAGAAACAAUCAGUGGCAACGAUGUUAUGCUAAGCAGGGUUGCUACAGUAUUUUAACCCCAGUUUCCUGUCCAGUUGAACAGAAUUCCCCAUGUGGUGUGAGGGUUAUAUAAGGAUAAAGCCGCCUUCCUCCAAGGCCUCUACUUGUUUGCAGUUCAACCCCACCCCCCCAUCAAGUGAAAUCAUGGAAGUAAAUUUGUUGUGUUUGCAGACUGCAUUCUUUUCUGUUAACAAAAAUAACUUGCUAUCUGGCCAACUGUUCAGCCAAUUGGCAUAGCUCUAAUUGCAGAUAUGCAGGAUACUAACUUUUAACGUGCAUCUUUGUUAAUACUUGACUUAUUCAGUUCACAUUCAAAGAACUGAUGGGAAAUCAUGCUUGCUCUGUGUGUUUUGUGGUUAGAAAGUCAUUUUAUAAUAUUUGUGCUAAAACUUAUGGCCAAAUAUUAUGCAUCUUAAAGGGGCAAUGGCUGAAGUAGUCACAGGUAGUCCCAACAGUCAGUCCGUUUGCCUUUUUGAAAUAUUAUUAUAUAGUGAUUAAAAAAGGGCCAGAUUUAGCAGAACAUUCUGUCAUAUAUUUUUGUGUAACCAAUCAUUUCACCCUGAGACUGUUUUAAAACCAGUGUCUAAGCGGAGUUGUACUGUAGAUUUUCAGUUUCACAUGUCUAUUCGAUUUACAACAACAUCAUUGUCAUUAGUUAAGAAACCGUCAUUACCUGGUUUUUACCAGAUAAGCAGGAAUCCUUCCGCGUUAAUGAAACCAAUUGAUUUUGACACAAUAUCGGCAGAGGUAAUUAGCUUGCAUGUGAAAGUUGAAGUAUUCAACAUUUGUAAUGUCUGUUUUGAAGGAAAUUAUCCAUGUGUGGAUUUAUGUUUUUAUUUUGAUAAACUGAACCUUUUUUUACAAUAAUAGAAAUUACCUUCCAUUGCAAUUAACUGAAUAUACGGUGUGUUCUCUUGCAGUAUGCAGUAAAACAGAUUAAUUUUUUUUUUUUUUUUACUAAAGGGGGUAAACUAAAAGUUAUUUAUGAUAUACAGCUAUGAUACCUCACAUACUAUAGCUUUCUGUGCCCAAUAUAUCAGUAGCGGUAUUCAAAUGUAAUGUAUUUUGCCAAGCUCAGACACUAGCAUUGUAACUAGCAUUGUAACAAUGGCUACCUUUUCAUGCACACCAGUGCUGAUAUAUCAGUCACUAAUGGUAAUCGGAAAGCAAUGGAGCUCUAGAACAUUGAUUUAGAAUUUUGGAAAAAACAUUCCAAAAAACUAUUCUGAAAGGGUUAACAAACAAAUUCAAUACAGCAUGUCCCACAUUACUUGUUUUCACACAAAAACUUCCUAUAGUAACAGAAUGUUAUGCUACACCAGCGUGGCCCCAUAGUGAACUAAAUGAGAUGGCAAACGUUCCGAUUUAUCCCAUGGGGGGUUCAGGUUAGUUGUUCUCCUCAUUUUAGGUUAACCCUGCUGAUAUGAUCUUUUGGAUACUGUUUGCCUUUGUUUAUAUCUUUGUUACUGUCCUAAGUAUUGGUUCGUGGUUACACACUUGGCUGUAAAUUGUUUGUGUUUGAAGCAUCUCUAAUGAACUCUGAAGUGCCAUUUCUCGAGUCAGUGCAGAUAUCUGAUUUAUUAUUUUUUUUCUACACUUUGACAAAACGCAUGUCACAGUAACACAAAACAGCACAACUGGACAGGAUAUUCUUACAUUUUGUUUUUCAGUAUGGAAUACUGUUUUCGACAGGUAAUUUUGAUCCUUUAAAAUUUCUGUUCUCAUAGAUUGAUAGAAGGCAUGGUACGCACAAAAGAAUCUCCACUGUUCUCAUUUGUCAGGACUUCACCAAACUAGAUGUAGGUCAAAAUAUCAUUUUUAAUUGUGGUUGGGCUAUACCGCAGAAUUUCAGUCCCUUAAUUAUUUUGACACAUUUAAUGAAUUACAAGGUUGACUGUUCAGAGGACCUGAAAUCCAUCAUCUUUAUGCUCCCACCUGUGUUUUGUAUACAUUAACGUUUAAUUGUCCUGCUGGUUAAUCUUUACCUGUGAAUUUGUCGUACAAAUUCGUGCAAUGUAAUCCAUAGAUAUGUCGUGUUGGUUUCCCCACUUGGUGCAAUCAUAGAAAGCAAUGGGACUCCACAAGUCUCAGACAUGGAGCUCUAGCCAAAAACAAUUUUUUAAAAUUGAUGCACAUUGAGACUGAUUGAUACUAAUGCAGUCAUGUAGUAUUUAUCAUAUUUUAAGCAUAAUUCUCUUUCCUGGUGUGUGCCUGUGAGCCAUUGAAGGCCCCUAUCACUGAGAAACUGGUGAUAGGCCUGUAAAACUAGAGUACUGGUUUGCGCACAUGUGCAUGUGAGAGGGGGUAGAUUGAUUAAACUCCACCUGCUGCACAUAUUUUAGGGAAUGUCACAAAUAAGUAGCAGUUGAGAACGCAAGCUUAGACAGGCACUGUAGGCAAGGUGAGGGAAUAGCAGAAUGUCAUGUGAGAAAGUCCUAAGUCCUGCAGCAGCCUUGCUGUAUUGUUUAUAUGCAUGGAGUGUAUAUAUGUACAGUUUUGCUUAUGUAAAUUUGCAGUGCUGCUUCAAAAAAGUUUAUUUUUUAUUUUUUAAUCGGCUUUAUUGUUGGCAUGUUUGAAAAGCUAUAUCGUGAUUUGUGUUGUCCACACCUGACCCAAAUAGUUUUCGCUAUUUUCUUUAUUUACAAAGAUUUGGUUUAGAAAUUAUAUUAGUAAAUGUUUAGAGAUGAUCACGUUGAGGUUAAAUCACACACGAAUCAAUAAAAUCGUAAUUCCUGUUAGUAGUCAGAUUGUGCCAUUUUCAGGAAUUGGUUCUGACUUUCAACAUUUUAGACGUAUUUUUGCGAGGCUGAAAGCCUUCAGUGUGAAUAUGAGUUCAAGAAUGAAUGCAUCAAGUAAAAACACCCUGCUUAAUUACAAAUAAUACAGGAUGUGGCUGCCAGAUUUUAGAUAUACUCAUGAUAUUGGUCUCAUUGCUGUUGCAACCAUUAGGUUUCAGUAGUGAACACUAACUGUCUUCAAAAAAAUACGCGUUGUUAUUGCAGUUUGUGUUACUUUUAAAUGGUGAUCAGUCUCUAUGUGAAAAGAACACGUAAGGAAUUAUUGAGUCAAUUUUAUUGAAUGUGAAUGAAUUGAAGAGAUUAUUUUCCAUUAUUAUUUUUGUUUCGGUCCUCCCCAAACAAUGCUUUUUAUACAUUUUUAUGUGGAAUUUGUUCGAAAUCCGAAGUUGAAGUAAAAAAAAAAAUUCAAUGACAAAUCCUUUAUAUAAGCUGUGCAUAUACUAUUUACUGUGGAACCUCAACUGUAUGCUCUUUAUUGCAACCAUCUUCUUUAUUGUAUAACUGAAAAGCGGUAUAUUGCAGAAGCCUACGAUUCUUAUUAAGAAUUCAGGACAUACUGAACCUUUUAUAUUUGCCAAUGACCAUUUAGUUUUUAAGCGUAAAGGAAAUUGCCUUUUGAGAAGGCACGUCGGCAAUACUGUUAAUUAUAUUUGCAGUGUGACUGACAAACCAAUGAUCCCAAAGCUUACGCAGUAAAGAAAGAAAAUCAAAAACCGGGCUUUUUGCUCAUCUGUAGCCUCGUUACAUGUUAGAUGAAAUGAUUAUUAUGUGAUCAUACAUAAUUUAGUAACUAAGUAUCGGUAGUCUUAAUUUUAAUUCUGAUGUGCGCUUACCACCCAAACCAGAAAUUAAGAUAUUGGCGAGAACUGUGAAUGUGAUUAAGAUAUGGUAAACCAUUUCUAGGGAGGUCUUGCGCGAAGAAGUGCUAUUCGGAGUUUUGCUGGUCCUUUCUGUGAAAUUGCAGUUUUUGUAAUGUGCCUAAUGGUGUGGAUGACUAUCCACAUAUAGGCAAUUACUUUUUGACUGUACUAUUCAAAUGAUUUGAUCAACUCCCUAGUUGGAUUACACUGGCCACGGUUACAUGCACGCAAUAUUUCAAUUUUUAAUGCAUACAGUUUUUUUCAGUUUGAGAAUUCUGAAUUUAUGUACAGAGUUAUAUGCGCUGUUUGAAGCAUCAUGGAUACUGUAAGUGGCUCCACAAAUGUUCGUACAUCGAAUGGAAGUUGAUACUGAAGAUGCUACAGGAAACGAGCACCGACUUCAGGCCUCAGUUUCCAUUUCCAUGUGCAUGUAUACUUCCAAAUUCUUGCAGUAUGGCCGCAUACUUCAGAAACAUUGGUAUGAAACAAAAAUAAUUUGCUAUAUUUUUCGUCUGUUUUCACACUCUAACAAUCCACCAACUUUACCUAAAUGUAUCUACGUAGUGGACAUAUGCAUAGUAAAAUGUUCAGUGUUAAUUCAACUCUUAACAGAUAACAUUUGGUCCCACUUGGACCAGAGUAGGGUCAGAUGAUAUCUGUUAGAGCGGAUUUAACGCUGUUAGAGUAUAAUUAACACUGGACAUUUUACAGUAUGUCCAUUACAUUUCCCGUUUGCAGUGAACACGUGCGCUUAUGAGCGCUCACUGCGCAUAUCCUGGCAGUCCUGAGAAAGACGUGAUGCUAGCUACAUGCCUGCUAUUCCUUAGGUUAUUCUGAGUACGUGUGAACAAAAUGUCAUGUUACACUACUGAUUUUGGGAAUACAUUACCGCAUUAUCCGGUAUUGUAUUGAAUAACAUGUUUAUAUUGCCACUUUAUAUUUGUAACGUGUGUGUAGGCAAAGGCGAAAUAUUGUAUCUGCAUGUAAACGUAGUUUUUGUUUGUGAGAGUUUUGAGUAUCUUCGUCAUUUAAAAAUAGCGAGUUUGGGACUUUUUUGUCAUUAUGUUUGUUUUAAUUUACUGGAAUGUACAUUGUUUGCUUAUGGUAAGAGGAUAUUUUUUUAUGUAAUUGUGCAAAAUGCAACUAAGUUAGAUUUUUGUUUCAACGAAAAGAAAAUUGUAUUUUUAUGAAACCACUGUUUAUAAUUUUUUGUUGUAUUUUAUGUUGUAUAGGUACUUUAAGUUGUGUAAAGCAGUGCAUCGGUGCACUGUCUGCUUAAGUUUAGAAAAUGACGAUUUUUGUCAAAAUAAAUUAUAAAU